GAAGUCUCGUCGAAAAACAAAGCUGAACAUCCCCCUAAUGCAGUCGGAUUAAUUGUCUUCCUAACUGCGGUGUGAAAAAGUAGGAAUUCGUCAACCAUUCUUUCGUAACUUUGUUUAUGUUCAUACUUCCUGCAAUUUCGUAUUGUUAGGAAAAAAUGGUUCGACCAACCAGCGGAACACGUUAAAGCCGUCUUUUUAUAGAAGUGGAUAAAGACGAUCUUAUGUGAUUAAGAUGGCGUACACAUGUUGUUCGCUAAACCAGAAUUAGACUUUAUACCAUUUUACAAUAGUUACAAGUGCCAUGCAAAUUUUUGUGUUGAUAUUUCAAACGCUUCGUUGCUUUUGAAAUAGAGUGCUCUUUGUCCAACUCUAAAUCCUUGUUUCCUGCCUAAAGUAUUUGUUAAUCUUAAUUAAUAAACUUGUUAUGUUAUCGCACACUUUUGCACGAAAUAAUUUUGCAAACUGAUUUGCACUUCAAACCUAUUUCGAAUGUGAUCUACAGUUGCAGACUGCACAGAGCUAUAGUUUAAUAAAGCGAACUAAUGGAAUCCAAACCAUUUUAAAAUUUACUUUUCAUGAUUACCACAUCGCAUUGGUUUGAAUCUUAAAUUACGUACUUAAAGUUGAAAUUGUUGUUUCUUUUCAAUCCAUCAAACUCAUUAAAGUUGUUCGAAGUAUCUGAGGAAACGGCCUUUAAUUUUCCUCAAUCAAUCUCGUGAUCAUUGCGCGAGAAACUAUGACAAAUCAUUGCCAGUUGGUCAAAAGGCUUCACGUUUGGAAUGGGGUUGGCCCAAACCCGUGACUGUCUGAAUAGAUGAUUUUGCCCGGAAUGGAUGGAUUGAAUGAAUGGAUUUAUUCACCCCUCCUGUAUCAGGGUCGACUAGGAUUAAAAUGGGUGAACCAGAUCGAUGAACCAGAUCGUCGAGCGAAACAUUGAAGUAAAGAAGAUGAGAUGUGGCAAAUGUUCAGUGUACUGUCCAACUUCGUGUAUGCGCAGUAAACUGGAACAAACCAGUUUGACUGGUUGAAAGACCAACUAAGAAACAAAUAUUGUGUGGUACAUGUGGUCAGCACAGGUUGCCCAGUCACUGUGAAGGAAUUGAAGGCAUUUUCAAUGUGAGCUGGGAAGAACCAUGGUUUGUUUUCGAAAUCCCAAUUUCUGAGAAGGAUAUUAUUAAGAUUGACUGAAAAUCAAAACUGAGGGCCCAUAUUUGUUUUGAAAUUAUCAAGUAACUGUAAUUCCGAGUACCCUAGAGAUUUUCAUAUUUUCGAACGCUCUGUUGACUCCGAGAAGAUAACAUACUUAAGAAUUUUUGACAUUCUGUCAUCAGACUCACUUCGAACGAGCCAAUGAGAUUCAAGCAUGACGUUGCACCGUUAUUGUUUGACUAAAAUUAACAUCAAGGCGGAGAUAACGCACACAAUGGGAGACUUAACAAACACAAAGAGCGAGAGGAAAUAAGGGAUUUUAAUUUAUUCUGUUAACUUAAUGUGUGUGAUAAGCCCGAGCGAUCAUUGUGUUAUUUAUUUGUACGAAAGAGUUGAUACUCGCUAGACAUCGUGUUCACGCCUAGCCGCCAAGAACAGAUCCAGAGCGCAACGGUUGCUUAAAAAUGUCAGUCGCUGUACAACCACCACGGAAUGUGCCACUUUUGAUGCAGAUGCCAGCACCAAUUGAGGAAAACGAUUUGUGGAUUCAAAGUUCCACUUCGUUUCACCAGCUUGGUGCGAAAGCCAUAAACACAAUUCGUUCCAUUCCUUCUUCAAUCACAUCCGCGGAAAUCUUCGACUUCACUUGCGAAGAUCUUAACAAACAUCUUUAUGGAAGAAAGAAAGUGAAAGUAAUUGAUAUAGAAAGGAUUUUACGAAAGAGGAAGCUACUGGACAGUGAAAAUCCAACAAACAAACGAUCCAGGAUCCUAAGCACGGAAGACGACGAUGAGUUGGACGACAUUGAAAUGACCUAUUCCAUAAUGUCGUUCCCAAACGAUGCACAGCUAUGUCUUUCAAGCAUCCCAGGACAUAAGCUCGGUGUCUGUACCAAAGAGUUUAUGCCGGCGGGAACAUGGGUUGGCCCGUAUGAAGGAAAGAGGGUUCCUAAAGGAAUGCUAUCACGAGAAAGUGUUGACCCUGGGUUCUGUUGGGAGAUUUACAAAGAUGGAAAAUUGGACCACUUUCUUGACGGCUCAGACGACAACUCGUCCAGCUGGAUGCGCUAUAUAAGAUGCGCGCGCAACCGUUACGAACAGAACAUGCACGUGGUGCAGUACGGUCCGAAUAUCUACUUCCGCUCGUUCAAGGAUAUAAGGCCUGGUGAAGAGCUAUUGGUGUGGUACGAAAGCCAAUACGAGCAAUAUUUUGGGAUACCUAUGUUCAUCAAACUGUCGAGUUUUGCGAACAAGCCAACGGCAGUAAACAAAGUUUCAGGAGUCCAACAGAUCAUCCCAGCAAAACAUUCUGAUCAACUCCAACAAGCAGUUUUACCGGCGUACCUCACCAAACAUAACGGUCUCACAUUGCCACGUCAAUUCCCGCCAGAAGUCAGUCAAACGUUCACCUCAAGCAUACAUUACAAUGACUGGGAAAGACAAGUUUCCUCCGAUAGUAGUUCGCCGCCUCCCUCGGCCUCACCCGUAGCAUCUCCAAUCGACGAACGAUCGCCGACUAACGCCGACGUGAUGGACGACAAAGAGAUUGGGAUUUGGAAGUGCGGUCAAUGCCAACAGCGGUUCACACAACGCUCUGCAUUAAGACUUCAUGUAUGCCCAAGUCAAGCAAACAAUCCAUUCCAAUGUGGUCACUGCAGUCUGUCGUUCGCUGACCCGACAAAAUUGCGGGCUCAUGUGGUCACCCACAACAACGAGCGGCCGUUCAAAUGUGGCUUCUGCUCGCGCACAUUUGCUGGUGCAACGACACUGAACAACCACGUGCGGACUCACACAGGCCAGAAGCCGUUCACGUGUGAAAAAUGUGGCAAGAGUUUCUCCCAGGCCUCCCAGAUGAGCAGGCAUCAACGCCUUGCCGAAGACUGUCUUUGAACAAUGAUAAGCAGUAAUAAAGAAAUCAGUUAUAUAAACUUGCAGCAGGAAUACAAACAGUUAAUAACAAUGAAAUCAGAACACAAUAAACUUUUUUGAAUAAUCAGUGAAUCGUACGUUCAAAACAAAUCCUGUAGAUAGUAUAUGUAAAUAACCCAUAGCAUUGUACAGUAGCAAACGACUUUAGUGAUAUAAUCAACUUGUUUUUAGAAAUAUAAUGUAAACAAUA
This is a messenger RNA of Dendronephthya gigantea, 3267 nucleotides long. RefSeq names its product putative histone-lysine N-methyltransferase PRDM6. Gene Ontology annotation, molecular function: protein binding. The transcript is spliced from 5 exons. The record is from RefSeq and is a predicted model, not a curated record. Gene Ontology annotation, cellular component: nucleus. The coding region runs from base 1614 to 3038 and encodes 474 amino acids. Lineage: Eukaryota; Metazoa; Cnidaria; Anthozoa; Malacalcyonacea; Nephtheidae.